Molecule: messenger RNA, 1337 nt
Organism: Clarias gariepinus (North African catfish)
Lineage: Eukaryota; Metazoa; Chordata; Actinopteri; Siluriformes; Clariidae
Gene: got1l1
Product: glutamic-oxaloacetic transaminase 1 like 1
Exons: 8
Coding region: 51-1295 (414 amino acids)
Biological process (GO): L-aspartate biosynthetic process
Cellular component (GO): cytosol
Molecular function (GO): pyridoxal phosphate binding; L-aspartate:2-oxoglutarate transaminase activity
Source: RefSeq, a predicted model, not a curated record
ACUGGAUUAAAGCGAAACAUCGUCAGUAAAACAUCCUUUUCCACACAAUAAUGGAAUCCGCUCUGUCUGCGUUCCGGGAAAGCACUGCGCCUGCGCACAACCCCGAGGAGAAACUUCUGGCAGAUUUCCAGCGCGACUCGCAUCCCGACAAGGUCUGCCUCGUGCGCAGGGAAUGUCUGGGUGAGGACGGCCAGCCCGUAGUGGUUCCUCUCAUCCGCAAAAUUAAACAGCAAAUUGCCACUGACCCCACCCUUAUCCCUGAGUACCAACCUCCCUUUGGCAUCGCAGAGUUCAACAGCAGGGCAACACAGCUGGCCUUAGGCCGGGACAGCCGUGCCAUUUUGGAAAAUAGGGUUUUAGGCGUGCAGGCGGUGGGGAGCUCUGGAGCAGUGCGUCUGGGAGCAGAGUUACUAAAGCGCUGCUACUGUGACAGCACAUCCUGGACUGGCCAUGUUCUCCUGUCUUCUGUAUGUGACGAGACAUUACCUGGUAUCUUCGAGGCAGGAGGCAUCGUGGCGGUGAGGCGAUACCGCUACUGGGACGGCAAGAAGAACGAAGUGUGUGUGGAGGAAAUGGUAGAGGACCUACAGGACGCUCCGGAACGAAGCGUGGUGGUCCUGUCCGCCUCAGGACACCGUCCCACCGGAGCCGAUCUCUCACAGGACGAAUGGAAACGUGUGACUGAAAUCCUGCUGAAACGCCGGCUUCUUCCAUUCUUUUUGCUGCCGGCUCAGGGUUUGUGCAGCAGGGACCUUAAUCAGGACUCCUGGCCACUGAGAUACUGUGUAUCUAUGGGAAUGGAACUAAUGUGUGCUCAGUCAUUCUCGCACAACUUCAGCCUUUAUGGAGAGAGAGUGGCUCAGCUUCUGUGUGUUCUGAAGGAGAACACCACACUGGUGGCUGUCCAAUCCCAGGCAGAGAAGAUCGUCCAAACACUCUGGUCCCGCCCACCAGUGGAAGGGGCCAGAGUGGUGACAACUGUGCUCAGCAAUCCUGCCCAUAUGGUGGAAUGGCAGGAAGGACUAAAAGGCACAGUGGAGAGAUGCAUGCUGAUGAAGGAACGUCUCCGGGAGAAGUUGCGGCUGUUAGGAAGCCCAGGCACAUGGGAGCACUUGAUUAAGUCGAGAGGACUCUACUGUUGUAUUGGGCUCUCUGUUCAGCAGGUGGGGUUUUUGCUCAAGCAGAGGCACGUGUAUCUGCUCCCGGGUGGCUGCGUCAACGUGAGUGCCAUCAACAGCGGUAACCUUGACUACGUAGCAGAAUCUCUUCAUCUGACUUUAACCACUCCACUCUGACCUUGACUGACGUCACACAGCAUUUAAAACUAUGUCUUAAAU